Messenger RNA from Rhodofomes roseus, 351 nucleotides. Its product is annotated as fungal hydrophobin. The coding region runs from base 1 to 351 and encodes 116 amino acids. The record is from RefSeq and is a predicted model, not a curated record. Gene Ontology annotation, molecular function: structural constituent of cell wall. The transcript has 3 exons. Gene Ontology annotation, cellular component: fungal-type cell wall. Lineage: Eukaryota; Fungi; Basidiomycota; Agaricomycetes; Polyporales; Fomitopsidaceae.
AUGUUCUCGUUCACCCGCCUUCUCAUCGCCGUUGCUCUUGCCACCGCCGCGCUCGCAGGGGAACCCACGACCACCGUGACCGUGACCGCCACACCCACGGCUACGUCCGUCAGCCAGUGCAACGUCUCCGGCAGUGCGCAGUGCUGCCAGACGACUACGACCGCUGGGUCCACAGUGGGUGCUGCUGAGCUCGCGCUCCUCGACAUCGUCGUAACCGAUCUCACCUCCAUCAUCGGGAUCGGCUGUAGCCCGUUGACUGUCGGUCAGUCCUGCAGCAGCACGCCCGUGUGCUGUGACGAGAAUGGCAUUGGCAACCUCGUCUCUAUCGGUUGCGUGAACAUCGUCCUGUAG